Messenger RNA from Drosophila erecta, 811 nucleotides. RefSeq lists its product as uncharacterized. The coding region runs from base 31 to 702 and encodes 223 amino acids. The record is from RefSeq and is a predicted model, not a curated record. Lineage: Eukaryota; Metazoa; Arthropoda; Insecta; Diptera; Drosophilidae. The transcript has 3 exons.
UUGAUGUUGUAAACUACUUUCGAAUUUAUAAUGUCCUGUAUAUGCCAAUUCCAUGAUCUCGGGGACAUUGACACCAGAGACCUAGUAGCGUUUCCUUUGCCUGCAAAUGACGACAUGAGCGCUUUUAACGAGGUGGAUAAAGAAUCAUCAGAGCAUAAUGGUCCUAAGAUUACGUUGUCGGCCUCAGAUCUAUCCGACUGUCGUGCAGAAAACUGGCUCCUUAAGAAAAAGUUACAGGACUACGAGGUUACAAUCGAAAACCUGGAGCAGUUGGUGACUACUAUAGUUGAAAAGCAGCAUCAAAUUCUAAGCGAAAUGUUUUACCUACGCAAAGAAAACCGAGAGCUGCAAUCCGAGUGUCAUCUUCAACGCGAGUAUCACUCAAUGGAAAGAAAUGCCCUGAUGAGGGAGCUGCAUGACGCUCAAAUCUUGUGUAGAAGUCGAAAUCUGGUCAUGGGGUGUCAAUCAGAUGGACAUCAAGGCAGUCUAAGCUUAACACCUGGGGACCCGAUCAUAAAAUCGGAUUCCUCCUUUGGUGACUUUGAAGAGGAAGACAUGAGUGAAUCGGACGACGGUGAUCAGUGCGAUUUGAGCGGUUCAAGUCAAAAUUCUGGUAGGACAUCACCAUCCUUGUCAAGCUCAGUAUCAGAGUACUCGGAAUCGGCUGACGACAGAUUUCUUAAUUACAGCAGCUCUGAUUAAGAGCCAUAUCAGUGGUAGCGAUUCGAACUAACCAGACAAAUAUUUACUACUUGAUGCCUUUGAGCUUAAAUGUACGAGUUUAUAUAUUUUUUUCAACAUUAAAUAUAGA